AUGAAUUAAAGUUAUUUACUCUAAUUAUUUACCCAACCAAUUGCUGAGGGAUUGUCCAUUGUUGAAUUAGAUUAAUUAUUGGAUUACAUUGCCAAAGUGUAUUCUAAUUAAGAAAAUUAAUAAUCUGUAGAUUUAUAUAUGGAAAACAAUUUUACACUUAAGUUAAUAAUGAUCAUCAGAACAAUUUAUCAUUUUGAUUCAAUUAUGCAAAUGAAUCUCCAAAAAUACAAUCCUUUAAAGUUCAAAUAACUUGUCAUCUUUGCCACUUAACAAUUAAAGAAACUUUCCUAAAUUACAUCAGAAUAGGAUUAAUAAAUUAUAUUUUCAUUGUCCAUUCAUCUUGGAAUUAAAUAUUUCAAAUCUUAUAAUAAACUAAUAACUCAUCUUAUUGGAAUUGUUUUUGAAGCAUUUUAAGAAAAAAAUGAAUUGUUUGAUUUUCUAUUGUAAUAAAUGUAACAAUCAUUGGCUAGCACUCAUUAAUAAAUGUCCAAUUCUAUCCUUCCUAUAUUGUUUAUCUUGGAUCAACUACUAAGAUUUUUAUUUAAUAUCAGAACUUUAGAUCAAUAACUUUAAAUUAUUAUUGAACAAAUAUUUCAAUAAUUCUAAUAUCUUGAUUAUGCAAAUACUGAUAUUCAUGUUGGUAAAACGAUAAGCAGCAUAAUUGUGGUAUGCAUUCAAAAAUACAAUUAUUAUUAAUAAGAAAAAUUAUUAAUAUUAUCCUAAGAUUAAUAUUUACUAAAAUUCAUUCAGAAGUAUUUGUUAUUAGACCAUCUCAUUACAUCAAACUUAGUUAAGUCAUUAUGCAUAUUAAUCAAAAAUCAAUCAUAAGUCCAAUCAUAACUGAAAUUUGAAUCACUUUCAAUUCCUUACUUAGCUUAAUUAACGAAUUAAAUAUUACCACUACUAAUAUAAUCAUUUUUAGAAAAAAAAUUUGAUCAUUUAACAUCUUUAUCAGUCUUACAAUUUGUUAAUGAAUGUUUAAGUUACUCUUUUUCGUAUGAUUUUUUCUAAAAUAAUCAGCAAUAAUUAUUAUUUAAUGUUAUUUUUGACAAUCUGCUAUUUGAUGAAGAAGAAAAUGCUAAUUUUUAUGAAAACACUUCAGAUUUUUAUGAAAAUAUAUAAGCCAUUAUUAAAUUUGAUGUAAAUAUACUUAAUUUAUUUAGAAUGAUUCAAUUAAAAGCCUAAUGGCACAAAUCUUGGAUAAGCUUUCAAAAAAUAUUGAUGGAUUUAUUAAAACUUACUAUGAGUUAUCUUCUGAAUUGUUGUUGUUUCAUUUCGAAACAAUUCAAGAAACUACUUUAUGUAAUAAAUUGCAAUAGGAAAUAAUUAAAUGCAACUUUUUUUAAUGUUCCCCCGAGUUAAGAUAUAAUGCAAUUUUGUUAUCAUUUUGCAUCCUAAAUAAAUAACUUACAUCAAGAAAAGAUAUUAGAUAAAGUAUAGAAUACUUUUUAAAGUAAAACUUAAAGUUCAUGAAAAGAAAGGCUGAUGCAUUAGGCAAAUGUUUAGGAAUGGAAUUUAUUAAAAUUGUUUUGCCAUAAAUAUUUUCAAAUUCUGAUAGAUCCUUUUAAAAAUGUAUAAAAUUCUGCUUUGGUAUUUUAAACUAAACGAAAUAAAAAAAAAGUGUUAAGUUAUUUGCCGUUAAAUGCCUUGUUGAUCUUAUUUAGAACUAGGAUGUUUUAAAUAAGAUGGAAGAUUCUGUUGCAUUCUAACAUUCUUAAUUUUGUGACUAAUUAGAACUUUCAGAUCUUGAUAUUUAUUAUGAAUUUGCAUAGAUUGUGAUCUAAAAUUGCAAUUUAAUUGUAGAUACAUAUCUUGAUGAUAUAAUGAAAUCUAUUGCAAAAAGAAUUGAUAUUGGUUGUAAAAAAAUCAAAUUGAAUUAGACUUAAUACAUUAACCACACUUCUAUCGUAUUUAGUUGUAUCAAGAUUAUUGACACAAUUUUGUCCCAAGCCUAUACUUUAAAAUAUACAGUAUUUUUUUUUUAGAUUUUAGGCUUAAAUAGAACCAACCUUAAUUUCAAUUUUAAAUAAUUUAUUACAACCAGAAAAUUUAUAAUUUUUAGAUGAAAUUUUUGACGCUUGUUCAAAAUUCAUUUCAUAUACAAAGGGCUUGACUGAAAUCAUUUAUAUUAUAUUUGACAGUUUGCCUGCUAUUCUAGAAUAAGAAGAAAAAUUAACUGUUGAAAGUGUGUUCAAGUUAUUUUUGCAAAGCACAAUUUAUGCUACUGAAGUGAUUAAAUCUAAACCUUAGUGGAUAUCAACUGUAAAUAAUUAGCCAUAAAUAUUAGAUGUUAAAAUUUAUUUAUUCAGAACUUUAAAAAAAUAAUUCAAUAGAAGAUAAUAUCAGAAUUUCGAUAUUGAUUCAACUAUUUUAUCAAAAUUACAAUUUAGAUGAAUGUUAUUUAUUGUUAACCGAAUAGUUUUACAAAAUUCUUUCAAUUUAAUUGUAAUAGAAAGAAAUAUUACCAAAAACAUAUAUUUCUAUUUUUAUGCCAGUUAUUAUGGAUAAUUCUAAAUUGCUAAAUGCCCAUUUACGAUAAAUCAUUAUCAAUACCAGCAGUUAUUUGAACUUGACAUUUGGAAGAGCCUUAACUGUCUAUAAUUAUAAGUUUUAUUUUAUCAUUAUUCACUUCUUAAUUUUAAACUCUCAUCUCCUUUAUGAAGAAUAACAUAGGCAAUAAAUAAUAGAAUAAUUAUUUAAUAAUUUCCUAAAUAAAUAUGCAGCUUAUUUAGAGAAAAUUUCUUUCCAUUAAACAAUUGGAAACCCAAAUUUUACAUAACAGGUAAAACUCAAACAAUUAUUUAGAUUGAAAAAUCAAUUCCAAAUUUUGAUUUAGAGUAUUAGGACAAUUAAUUAGAAAUACAUUUGAAAGAGAUGUCAAACUACAAAAAAGAAAAUUAAAUUGAAAAACCAAACAGCAUGGAUCUUGAAUCCAUUCGCAUAAUGUCACAAACAUAAUAAACCUAGAUUGUUUAAAACAUUUUAUAAUACUUAAAAAUAAAUUAUCCAUAAAUAAUAUUAUAGUUAACUUAACCAGAUCGCUUAUUACUGAGCAAAAUAUUAUAAAUUAAAGAAGUUGAUGCUUAAAAUUAAAUAAGAGUAAGGCAGAUUAUGAAUGUUUAAAAUUUACAGAGAAAACCAUAAAAUUGA
Molecule: messenger RNA, 3150 nt
Organism: Paramecium sonneborni
Lineage: Eukaryota; Ciliophora; Oligohymenophorea; Peniculida; Parameciidae
Source: the annotation of a GenBank genome assembly